Messenger RNA from Labrus bergylta (ballan wrasse), 1886 nucleotides. RefSeq names its product retinol binding protein 7a, cellular (gene rbp7a). Gene Ontology annotation, molecular function: fatty acid binding. Gene Ontology annotation, cellular component: nucleus; cytosol. Gene Ontology annotation, biological process: fatty acid transport. The record is from RefSeq and is a predicted model, not a curated record. Lineage: Eukaryota; Metazoa; Chordata; Actinopteri; Labriformes; Labridae.
GCUGAUUGUCAUGUUGACUUAUCUUUCAGGAAUCCAUCACUGAUGGAAGAAAUAACAAGUGGCAACAAAGUGAGAGCAAUGAGAUUAGAUGACUGCUUAACUGAUUACAUCGUAUCAGAAUUAGUGCCUAUUUAUUUUUAACUUUGAUGUGGGUGUGAUGGUAUUAUUGGAUAAAAAGACUUAUAUAUACCAUUUAAGUUUAAAUUACUUGAUUACAUUUUUAAAAAGUACAAGGCUGUGGUUUAUUCUCAAUAAAUAAAAAUCCUGGUUAAUCAAACAGUUGAUAAAUAACUCAGUUAUGACAUAGUGCACAUAUAAAGUUUUGCGUUGAAAUCAACUGUGAAACAUUUUUCAGAAUCACAUUUUUAACUGUUGACCUGCUUUCUGUUUAGUUAACAUCAGGAGGAAACAUCCCCUUAUUGUCAGACAACCUUCAGUUCCCUCCACACUGCAUGCCACUGUUACUAAAAAUGUAACUAUUGUUUCCUCCUUGCACAAAGAGGUGUGCCAUGUUUAAAAGAUCUAAUCACACAGCAAGGUGGAUUCCAUGCACAAAUACUGAUGAUAUUUGGAGAAUAGUUGAAUUUUUUUAGAACAUGGCUUCUUUAACUGAGUUUUAAUGCAUAAAGCCUUAAAGUUUUGAUUUUUACAUCAUGUAUAUCUAUUUAUUAAUAGAAUAUUAUUACAAAAUCCCAUAAAGAAGGACUAAAAUGAAUCAUGGUCAAAGAAAAGCCUUUCUCCCAACAUUAUGCUCAAUACACUUCCCUGUGAUUGUGUGUGUCUUGUGAAUGUUUUCACACCUGGGGGAAAUUUUGAAAGGUUUUUGUUUUUUUAAUGUCUGUGAGCUUUGCAGUGAGACCAGUCUGACUUGUCUGUCUGUCCUUCUACUGGCUCUGAUGGGAGCACCUCCCUCAUCUGUACAUGGACCUCAGGUCAUUGAGCUAAAGGCACACCUCCUUUAUACCUCCUGAUGUCCCCAGAAAACAGCAUUUGCUCACAAACCUCUCAGAGCUCAUGAGCCCUCUGGUUUGAGGAGUACAUUAUAUUCUCUUAUUAUAUUCUCUUACAUCUCUCUUCAAAAAGAAAGCCAUCAAAAUGCCAGCCAGCCUCAGUGGCACAUGGGACAUCAUAAGCAGUGUCAACCUUGAGGGCUAUAUGAAGGUUUUUGGUAUCAGUCCUUCCCUGCGAAAGAUUGCUCUAAAACUAAAGCUGGGGAAGGUGAUCGAGCACCAGGGGGACCAGUUUAUCAUUAAAACUACCAGCAUCUUACGCAACUACACCGUGUCCUUCAGAGUGGGUCAGGAGUUUGAGGAGUUUACCGGGGGGCUUGACAAUAGACAUGUCAAGUCACUGGUGAAAUGGGAGGGGAACAAACUUGUGUGUGAACAGAUUGGAGAGAAAAAGAACCGAGGCUGGGCGCACUGGAUAGAAGACGACAAGCUACAUCUGGAGCUGUAUUGUGAGGGGGAAGUCUGCAAGCAGGUUUUUAAGAAGAACGUGAAUGAGUAAAGGACUACAGAAGUUUAGAAGUUACUCAUUGGAUAAUUUAACCCAUACUCUGAAUUAGAAAACCACACUACAAGAGAAGUUAGUGGUAUUUUCUCUAUUUUGUCUUCAAAUGUCUGUCCUCUCAGGGUUUGGAUUCACACCACUAGAUGGCAUCAGUGCAUUACUUUUGUCAGACACUGGUCUACACUGGUCUGUAGGUCAGGGGUACUCCGCACCAGACAAUAUAAAAUGGAAUAUUAAGCACCUUUCUGCUGAACGCCUGGUUCCUUCAAAUUUCUGUUUGAUAGGGCUCAUCUGAAAUACUUAAUUUCAUAUAGACUGGCUUGGGCUGUCCAUUUGAGAUUUUGCUGAGUUUUUGAAAAAAAAAAAAAAAAAAA